Molecule: messenger RNA, 3450 nt
Organism: Scleropages formosus (Asian bonytongue)
Lineage: Eukaryota; Metazoa; Chordata; Actinopteri; Osteoglossiformes; Osteoglossidae
Gene: faxdc2
Product: fatty acid hydroxylase domain containing 2
Exons: 9
Coding region: 295-1503 (402 amino acids)
Biological process (GO): lipid biosynthetic process
Molecular function (GO): oxidoreductase activity; iron ion binding
Source: RefSeq, a predicted model, not a curated record
AAAGCUCUCCUUACGUUCUCCCUCUCCCUCUCUGUUGAACGCACGCGGGCGACUUCCUGUUUCACCGCAAACACGAAGGUAACAUGGAAACGUAGCGGGCGGAUCGGGCAGCGUUAGUUAGGAUCAUAAUGGGAGUCCGUCUUGUCGGCGGCUGCAAACGUGAGGAGUGAGGAGCGAGGAUCUCGGAAGACGGAGCAAAACACUGGUGUGUGGAGAAAACCGCGGCGCUUUUAUUGGGCGAUCAGGUGACUACAGGCGCUGCCAUCCGAGCCGCGGUGACGCGCUCGGUUAUAAAUGAACGUACAGCCGUGGGUGAUCCAUCCGCGGCACAGGUACAUACCGAGACCACACACACACCGAGAACAGCGUUCGGCAUCGGCACCGCGCGCGUUAACAACACAACAGCCAUUAACAACACAGCAAAGACACAUCGGCGGGGCACAUCUGGGCAGUCACGACACGAGGGACUCGCGCACCCGGGACCCAGACAUGCAGGGACAGUCAGCCAGUGGUUCAUCAGCUGAGCAGCGCUCUCGGAGACCGGAAAGUUCCGGAGGCCUCUGGGACUCUGUGAAGAAGGCAGCUUUCGUCAUUGGAUCGGGGCUAUUCUUGAUGGCCGCGUUCCGGAACUCCAUCACAUGGCAUUUGCAGAAGUUCUGGGGAGCAUCUGGAGACUUCUGGCAGAAGCAGUGGACCAAUGUGUACCACCUGUUCGGGGGCAACGAAUGGGCCUUGUUCUUUGUGGGAACCAUGGUGGUGCCCACCCUGGCCUUCUGGCUCUUCAACGCUCUCUUCAUAGUAGCUGAUCUCACAGGGAAGCCAACCUUCAUCACCCGCUACAGGAUCCAGAUGGACAAGAACAACCCGGUGGACCCGGUCAAGCUUCGACAGGCAGUGAAGAAGGUCCUGGCCAAUCAGGUGUUUCUGUCCAUGCCCAUGGUUGUGGUGGCCUACAAAGUGAUGAGAUGGCAUGGGAACCCCUGCAGUUUGGAGCUACCCACUUUCCACUGGGUGCUGCUGGAGCUGGCCAUCAGUGGCCUCUUGGAGGAGAUCUUCUUCUACUACUCUCACAGGCUCUUUCACCACCCUGCCAUCUACAAGCACGUCCACAAGAUCCACCAUGAGUGGACGGCACCCGUUGGGGUGGUAUCUCUCUAUGCCCAUCCGCUGGAACACGUGCUCUCCAACAUGAUGCCAGCUGUGAUCGGUCCUUUGCUUCUGGGUUCUCAUCUGGCCACCACGUCCUUGUGGUUCACCAUCGCGCUGCUCGUCACCACCGUGUCCCACUGUGGGUACCACCUUCCCCUCCUGCCCUCACCUGAGUUCCAUGACUUCCACCACCUCAAGUUCAACCAGUGCUAUGGGGUUCUGGGAGUGCUGGACCGGCUGCACGGGACCGACUCCGUGUUCAGGCAGACCAAGUCCUACGACAGACACACGCUGCUGCUCAGCCUGACCCCUCUGAACGAGAGCAUUCCAGACAAGCCCAGGAAGGAGGACUGACUCGACUCAACCUGACCUGUGACCUCAGUCCAGCGGGGAAGGGAACAAGUUGAGCAUCCAGAAUGUCGUCCUGUCCUCAGUGGAGGGGGGUGAUAGCAAAGCAAUAGCACUUUUACCACAAUUACCUACAUUGACUGUCAGUGUUGCUGCUCUGGUAAAAACAACAAAACCUUUAUAUACAAUUUUUGGCAGUAUUUCAUAACCUUUCUUAGUGUAGUAUCUUUAUUGUGACAAAGCAUGAGAAAUGUAAAUGAGGAAGGGACAGAAGUUCAUGGAAAUAAUCCUAAUUGCAUAAAUAAUUACUGACAAAGCUCCAUUUUAACAGAAUUAUGCAUUUCAAUACAUUUGUUGUCAAUUUACUUUUCCUAACAAGAUUGCUGGCUACAAUAGUGCCUUUAUCGUAAAGGAAGCAGAGGAGAGUAAAAUGCUGGGAAUGCUCAAACUGCUACUCACUGUUAACAUGCUCACCUGGACUUUAAAAUGCUUUCAAGGAUGUAUCAAGAGUAUUAAACAUAAGUUUCUUGUACAAAUAAUGCUAUAAAAUAAAUGCACUACUUGUACAAGGGGAGCGGUUACUGUCAGGUGAAACAAAUGCACCUAGAAGCAUCCUAGUCCCCACUUCCCCUGUUCAUCCCAUUUUUCAUUUCAACUGAGCUCAGUUAUCAGUAAUAUCUGUACAAAUCAGUAGUUAAGGAUUAUACUUUUUCAAUUUUGAAAUUAACAGAAUUCCUAAUAAAAUAUCCCUAUUGUAUUUUUGCUGGUGUUUGCAUAAUUUGUGAAUUAAUUUAUUAAAAUUUAAUAAAAGGUUUAAAUAACACCUCAAAGGUGUGGAUGGAUACAGUAUUGAGGAAACACUGAUUAGUUACAAUAGAUUUCUAAAAUUGAAUGGGCUAAGUAAAUGCCCAUUUACUUAGUUACUACUCAACUGUCAGUUGAACAUUACAAUUAAUUAUUAUAGAUCCUGUUAUCCAUUUAUGUACUCUCGCGGGGGGCGGGGGUGUCAGUACACAGAGGACUGUGCCAGGAUGAACAAUCCAGAGACAGAAUACACAGGUUACAGAUGAUACAGAAAUGAAACAAGGCUCCAGCUUGGUCUUUAAGGUUUUUUGUUCAUUUUAUGUUUUUUUUGUCAUUUAUUAAGGAAAAGCAUAAUUACUACAAAUUACAAAUAACACUAAUUGCAAAUCACUUCAGCCUACAAAGCAGAUAUUAUGAAUAUUAAAUGUUAUAAUACAAGACCUCAUUCAAGUAUUUUACAUUUUUCCAUUUUAUAUAUUUUUUUGUUUUUCAAAUUUCAUCCUUUUUUUAAUAUGCGACAAGUCUAAGAUUUCUUCUUGUAAUGUUAUGAACUAUUAACAUAAUGGAUCAUAUACAGCUAUUUUAUUUAUAUGGCUUAAUGGAAUUUAUUUUGUCCUUUUUCUGUCCCCAAACAUUAUAGCCGUUUACCUCCAAACCCUGAUUUAAGUCCAAGGUGUGUUGCCUCACCGUUUUUUGAAAUGGGCCCAAUCCACGGUUUAAAAACAAUAGUAAUAACAGUAAUAAUAAUAAUAGUAGUAGUAAUAAAUAAAAACAAUUGCACGGCAUACCUAAGAGUACCUCAGAAUGCCAACAUUUUUGGCAGAGAUUCUACCACAAUGCAAUAAGGCAAAAAGCUCUGGUACUUUCCGGCUCCGGUGCCCACAGAAGGCCGCGUUUAGUGGGCGACCGACCACUGUCGGUGUGGAUGGGUGCCCCCCCUGCUUAUUGUAGAGAUCAUAGGUCUCAUCCCCUUCAUCCUCGCAGAGGAAUUACAGGCUUUAAAAAAUGUUUAGGGUUUUCUGCUAAUUCUUAGGUGAUUCGUUAUCUGUACGAGUUCUACAGCCGCCUCGUAUUACCCCAUAGCUCUAGUUGUGUUAUUGCCAAGACCGCAAAAAAAAAAAAAAAAAAAAAAUUUCAAAACAAUUUCUU